AGCUCAUGGAUGAGCUGUUAGCCGGUGAUCCUGCUGUUCGGCCAGGAACAAUUGUUUCAUCACUGGAAGGGAAUAGCAGUACCAUAGCAACAGCUUCAGCAGGAAAAGCAAAAUCCCCUGAAAUAAUCAGAAAAGAAAAGAAAAAAAGGAAGAGAGAGGAGAUGCCGGAAUGGUUUCGGGACUUCUCUGAAAAACAGAACAACAUCUUGACAGAAAUAAAGGACACCCAGAAGAAAGCGGUAGAAGUAGCUGCGGAAAGGAACGCCAUUCUGAAGUCUUUGACUUCAGCAAUGCUGAAUAAAUAAUUAAUUUAUAUGUAUACUGUAUAAUGUUAGGGGGCGCGUGGAGUGCCCCUACUCCUAAUCACCGGUACAAGCAGGUGUGUAAAACUAUUUACUGGUAAUUGGUGUCUGUGCCUCUGAAAAUGUAUCUCUAGCGCUGAUAAAGAAAUAUUUCGUAUA
Molecule: messenger RNA, 461 nt
Organism: Pecten maximus
Lineage: Eukaryota; Metazoa; Mollusca; Bivalvia; Pectinida; Pectinidae
Exons: 2
Coding region: 6-305 (99 amino acids)
Source: RefSeq, a predicted model, not a curated record